Molecule: messenger RNA, 1627 nt
Organism: Lolium rigidum
Lineage: Eukaryota; Viridiplantae; Streptophyta; Magnoliopsida; Poales; Poaceae
Product: cyclin-T1-4-like
Exons: 3
Coding region: 815-1144 (109 amino acids)
Source: RefSeq, a predicted model, not a curated record
CCAACCGCAUCCUCGAAACCGAGUCUGUCGUCUCGCGAUGGAGAAGGCGACGGGCAGAGAUGGGACGCCUCCAACAUUCUUCCUCCGCCGGCGACCGGAGCAGGGGCCUACCGAGUGCAUCGCCUCCAAUUCCCUCUCCUCUCCCGGAUUUCCCCUCUCCGGUGGCGGUUGUCCGAAGAUCUGCUCCGCCCAGAUCCCUGUCCCUCCGGCGACAAGGACGGUCGGCGGUCCCGAUAUUCAGAUCUACCCAUCUUCUUGCUCUCUUCUUUGAGGUCAGCAUCACUGAUAUUGAUUUUAGUUGCAGGCGACGGAUCCUGGAGUACACGAAGUCUUGGAGGAGAUGAACAACUCUUGGGCAAUUUGCUCUCUUACACUUCCCUACUGUAUUGGUUUCUUUGAUACGAAAUCUUGCAUCUGUUGUUCGGCUAGUGAGUAGAGAAGCAACAUUCUGAUUGGUAGCUUUAACGACUGUUACGAUUUUAAUGCUUGAUUUUUGGGCCAUCAACGGAAGGAAUCGUGGAUGAUAUAUGCGAAAUAGCAGCGGCAAGGCUGAGAUCAUCAGGCCAAUGCAUUGUUUUCUAGGGUACUCAAGUUUAAUUGAUGGAUUUGAUUCUAUCUGGUUUGGUGAAAUUUAGAUAAACACCGGGUUCAUAACUUCAUGUACUGGAGUAGUAAUUUGGUUAAUGGUUAGUCUUACGUGAGCUUAAUUAAAUCCCUGCCAUGGAAAAACAUAAGGUGUGUCGUGUAUUGUUCCUCCUCUUCAGCUAGUUGUCUACUUAGUUCUAUCUUCUUAUCUAGUACACACAAGGGUACCAUGGUUUCUGCUCUAACAGAUGGCUCUUUUAGGUACCUCAGCAAGGAGGAGAUCGAGCGAGGGUCGCCAUCGAGGCAGGACGACAUGGGCGUCGGCAAGGAGGCCCAGCUCCAGGCCACCUACUGCUCCUUCAUCCGCGACGUCGGCCUCCGGGUCCGGCUCACUAAAAAAGAAGGCAGUGCAGCUUUUGAAAGCAAAACUUCAUCAAAUAACCUUCGAAGAAGAAAAAAAACUGUCCUUUUUGCUGUAAUAGGAGGAUGGGCGGAGGGUGCGCGCUCGAGGAAAAGCGUCCAUGUCGUCGGCCAUGGCGGGCAUGCUCCCCACGGAUGAGGUGUGUUGGAUGUGGUCACGGAAAAGGGUGGGAGAAAGCGGAGGAAGAGAGUGUGAGCUCACUGUGGUCGAUCGGCAAGCUUGGAAGAGAGCGUGAGCUUCGGUGCUCUGGUGGCGUUGUCGAUGAGGAAGAGACUUGGUGGGCAAGCUCCCGCGAGGGACGAAAACGGGAGCGUGGCGACAAGGUCGAAGCAGGAACGGAAGCGGCACAACCUUGCUUCCCUGCUCAGGUACUAGCCCUCUAUCGGCGCGGCCUUGCUCGAGCCCCUCGUUGGCGAGCGGAGCAGCCGUAGGAGCGGACUAGCGUAUGUCGUGGCGGCUAUUUACUAUUAUGUUUAUGAUUGGUGUCCCAUUAUUUGCCUGGAGAUUUACAAAAUGAUGUAUGCUUAUGUUGUUGUGGUGUGAGUAUUCCUUGAAAUUUCUGUAUUAAUUUGUAUGCCAGAAUUUUCAAUUUUUUUGAAAGAACGUACUAUUUUGGCCUUA